Molecule: messenger RNA, 2418 nt
Organism: Saccostrea echinata
Lineage: Eukaryota; Metazoa; Mollusca; Bivalvia; Ostreida; Ostreidae
Exons: 1
Coding region: 581-2248 (555 amino acids)
Biological process (GO): G protein-coupled receptor signaling pathway, coupled to cyclic nucleotide second messenger; chemical synaptic transmission
Cellular component (GO): dendrite
Molecular function (GO): neurotransmitter receptor activity; G protein-coupled serotonin receptor activity
Source: RefSeq, a predicted model, not a curated record
AUACUACAGGAUAUUGCAGCUAGAAGAAAACUCCCAGUAUCUAUGAAGUUAAUUCAAUGAAAUAGUGAAGAUUUCAAGGAUUUUCCAAUGGAGCUAUACUUUUAGGGAUUUAUACAUGUACAACAGAAUUUAAAUUUAAAAGUGAGUUGCUUUGAGAUUGGAAUUAAUUUGUGAUCAAGAAUAACAAGAGGUUUCUUAACUACUCCAUCAUUAGAGAAAUGGCCCAUCUUUUCUGUGUGUUAUCCAUUUCUGGGCUAUUGCCUGCAGGACCGGAUGCUCCUUAAGUGGUUGUAUCUGCAUCAGUUAAGCUGGUUUCAAUGCAGGAACUCUGAUUAAUAGGAAAGCACAUGCAACAACAACUGAAUGUUUAUGACAAAGGCGUGACAAAGUAACAAUUCUACCAUGCUUAAGCUUGGUUAUAACAGCAAUCACACGAACUGCACCUAAGUCUGAAACAGCUAUAUUUCAUGACAACUGAAACAUUUUAAGAAGAUAGCAAUUUACCCACACAUGGUUUUGUUUGGACAAUCAAUGUAAAAAAAAAAUUCAAUUAGGAAUCUGAUGUUGUGUAUAAAAUAUAAUGUCAUUUAAAAUGGAGGAAGGCAAUGAGACAGUGAACUUAACAACAACACAAUUCAUACAAUCCGAUGUUUCAGUGAGAUUGGAGCUGUAUUCCUGGAUAUUUUCUGUAGUAGUUCUGUGUUUGUCUAUCCUUCUAGGAACCAGUGGGAACAUCCUUGUUAUCACUGCCAUGUGCAGGAAUCGACUCUACAGAAAGGUACGGUAUGCUCUUCUCCUUCUAUUAAUGGCUGUCGCUCUCUUCACAGACCUUGUAUACUGUCCAGUUGAACUGGUGAGGAUAUUUCUGUAUUCAAAUUCUGACAACUCAUGGGUGGAUCUGAAGUAUGUUUCCUCCAGUAUGUAUUUAAUCGUCUUUUCUGCCAUUUCUUGUGUUUUGCUAUUCAUCAGUUUGAAGAACCUCUGCAUCAUAACUGAGAAAUUUACACGCACUUACAGGUAUGCCUUGUGUGCAUUCUGUGUGAUUACAACUCUUCUAGUUAUUCUCUGUCCAGCUAUUGGAUAUGGCAUACUCUCCAACAUGGACGAAGAGAAAAACGGUUCAUUUACACCUUAUCAUAUUCUGAAUGAAAGAGCCUUCCUCUUCAGAAUCACAUACUUCAGCCUGUGGCUCAUGAUUAUCCUCUUUGUUUUGGUGGGGAUGAUUUCUUUUAUGGUAGUCACAUACAGAGCAAAGCAGUCAGACCUUGAUCUAUCAUCAGACUUCUCUCAUCCUCACACACCAGACAAAGCUAUAAUUCCUAAGGUGCUUGUUAAAAAAUCAGAAAAUUCUCUUCAUUCUGAUGAGGAGGAGGAAGAAGAGGAAACUGGAAAUCGGCUCCUGGAUUCCUGUUCUGGAAAGGAAGACAACACUUCAACAAUUGGAGAUCUACCCUCUCCAUCUAGAUCCAAAGGUAGCCACUUGGGUGUUAAUAUGGCAGCCUACUUAGGCAGAAGGAGACACACAAUAGGUCAGAUAGGAACAACAGGGCUGGAAACAAUGGAAAAGGCAAAGCAAUAUAAUUAUGUUCGUAAAUUUUCUGUGGACAUUCAAGCACUGCAAGCACAGUUAGAAAAUCCAAAGAGACAUGCAUCAGACUUUCCAUUUUCUUCCGAUACAGAAAUUCAAAAAUCUCUUCAGAAAUCAAAUAAUAAAGAAGACAUUUUAAAGAGAAUCCGACUUGCUCAGCAAUCACCACUAGUACAAAACAACAAAACUUCCGACUGUGAGAAAGAAACAAAUAGUGAUUCCAGCAGUAGAAAUAGUGAAAAAACUUCAAAUGAAGUACUGCAUGAAUUACCUCCUCUGUUGACACUAUCAGAAACAAUGGCAGAUGAGUUUAGAGAGAGAGCACAAGAAAAGGACCCUUCAGCAAGUUUUAUAAAGCUCUCUUGCUCACUUGUUUUAACAUUCCUUUGUUUCAUGUUGCCUAUGUUCAUAACAGAGACCCUCAAAGAAUUAAUAUCUUUAACAGCAUACAUCAAUGUACUCUCAUCUACCUUAGCACUGUCUACAGUACAAACCCUCAUCUUCCCUUUGAUUAUCCUAUUUCUAGACAAAUAUGUGCACAAAUGUUUUCAGAAGAUGGUCUCUACACUUCGUAUGAAGUGCUUUGGAUUGUGUUACCAAAGAGAGGCUGUACCAAUGUCUAGUCAUGAGGAAGAGGACAUUUCAAACACACAAGUCUAAGGUUUUACAGCUUAGCAUAAAACUACCAAACCUCUCUAACAGAGUGACCUAGCUAAUGAUUAAACAUUAGAAAGGUUGCUGGUUACAUUUCAGUAAAACAUUGACUAGCUAAUUUAUCAAAAUCAAUAUGACUUUUUAAAAACUAAUGAAUAAAGGUUAUUCAGUCUUCA